AGGCCUGUUCGGGCGCAUCCGCUGGCAGCCUCCGAGCCGUAGGGAAAUGGGGAACGCUUUUCCAGCACGGAGCGGCCGAAGCUGACAGGAAAGAGGGUCCAGCCAUGUAGCGCCUCCCUCCCCGCACCGCCACCUAGCCUCGGCGAGACGUGCCGCCCGCCGGGAAACUUCCUCACGAACCACGGACUGAGGUGAGUGAGGAGGAAGCUCGACGCCUUCCCGAGAGCCGACCUCUCAAGGCGACGGCCGGGAGGCGAGGAAGCGGCUUUGUGUCCUGAGAGGACGGUGGGUCUGCGUGUGAGAUGUCGGGAGUAGUGAGGAGGCUCCGGAGUCCGCCCACGAUUGGACUGCGGGGCAGUCGAGAGAAACGGGGCUUGCUGCCGUGCCGAGUCCGCGCUUCAUCGUGGAGAAGCGAAACGAAUGGCGCCCUCUGUGCGUGCGAUCCUGUGGCGGGCUUACUCGGGAGUAAGUCCCACGUUCUGUGUGGCUUACUACAGAGGAAACGGGACCAGGAAAGCGCUACCUGCCUAGCGGUUGGGGAAGAGGAGGCUGCCUCGGCCGGUGCGAGUUGUCACGUGUCCUGGGCGGGCGUGCACGAAGCUGUUCCACUGUAGAACUUGCUGCCUCAAGAUGUGGCCAUGGCCGUUACUUUGGAUGGCUUCAAAGCAAGGGAGUACAUAUAUUCAUGCGAGAUUUUCGAUACCAAACAGAAAUGUAAUUGGCAACACCAGUUUGAAGUGAAUGAAGAAAGAUUAAUACAAACUAUGAAGAUACCAAAACUGUUCUACGCUUUUGUUAUUUUUACAUGUGCUGCUAUUUAUGCUAUACAUGUAAAACGGAAGUUGGACUUAAAAUCAAAAAAUGCCGCUGAUGAUUCGGAAAACCAGCUUGAUAGUGAGACAUCAGGAACAGAUCAGGCAGUUCUUUAUGGAAUCAUAUUUGAUGCUGGAAGUACUGGGACUCGAAUUCACAUAUUCCAAUUCACACAGAAGCCAAAAGAAGUCCCUAGACUAAUCCAUGCCACAUUCAGAGCAAUAAAACCAGGACUUUCUGCUUAUGCUGAUGACGUUGAUAAGAGUGCUCAAGGAAUAAAUGACCUACUAGCAGUUGCUAAAGAAGUUGUUCCUAAGAAGUUGUGGAAGUCCACUCCUUUGGUCCUUAAAGCUACAGCUGGUUUAAGGCUGCUGCCUGAAGAAAAGGCACAGAAAUUGCUGGAUAAGGUAAAGCAAAUUUUUCAAGAAUCUCCAUUCUUUGUAAGGGACAAUUUUGUCUCCAUAAUGGAUGGAACAGAUGAAGGUAUUUCAGCAUGGAUCACUGUCAACUUUUUAAGUGGUAACUUGAAUUCUCCAAAAAAGAGAUGUGUAGGAAUGCUGGAUUUAGGAGGGGGAUCGACUCAAAUUGCAUUUCUCCCAAGCCCUGAGAACAUUCUGGAGGGCUCAUCUGACGACUUCAUCACUUCAUUUCAGUUGUUUAACACCACAUACCAAUUGUAUUCAUACAGUUAUUUAGGACUUGGAUUAAUGUCAGCAAGAUUGGAAAUUUUAGGAGGAGUUAAUGGACAAGCCUUGAAAGAAGGUGAAGUGCUAACAAGUCCUUGCUUUUCACCUGAUUUCCAAGGAGAAUGGGAACAUGCCAAGAUAAUGUACAAAAUUAAAGGGCAGAAGGCAGGAAAGCCUCUCUUUGAAGCAUGUUUUGAGGAAAUUGCAAAAAUACUUGCCAAGAAGGUUCACAGGACAGAAGAAGUAAAGGACAUAGAUUUUUAUGCUUUUUCCUACUAUUAUGAUUUGGCUGUGGAUGCUGGUUUAAUAGAUAAUGAAAAAGGAGGGACCCUAGCAGUCAGUGACUUUGAAACUGCCGCAAAGAAUGUGUGUAAAACCAUGGAGGUACAGCAAGGAGAACAUCCUUUCCUCUGCAUGGAUCUUACUUAUAUCAGUUUGCUAUUGGAAGAACUAGGCUUUCCAAAGAGCCACAUGUUUAAGCUUGCCCGAAAAAUCAACAACAUUGAAACCAGCUGGGCUCUGGGAGCGAUCCUUCACUAUAUAGAUUCAUUUCACAAUCUAUAAUAUGGACUUUUGGGAGCCUGGAAGACGUGACAUUGCAGCAUUGUCAAAUCUUAAGUGGGUGCAAACCUGAUCAGGAAACUACUCCAAGUCCUACUGCUUCUAAUAGAGUAUGAUUGUAAGAGCUCUUUUUAUGUGUGUCCAGAGCUCAGGCCACUUUCAGCAGUGAAUUCUGAUGGAUUAGAUUUGAAAGCUUAGGAAACCAUUACCCUCCAUGAGAUCACAAACUCUUUUUAAAGUAUUGCUCAAAAUCUUGUGGCUAUCGUUCUGGAAAAGAAUAGGCCAUGUCAUCUAAUAUCACGUCUUGGGCAGCAUAUCUGAGGUCAAACUGGAUACAUGUAAAAACUAUCCUGUGAUUGAGGAUGAGAAGUUCACGUUUUCCAGUUUGUCUUAUGGUCUCUAUGAGAAAAGCUCAUUAUCCUCAGACAAGCCAUUUGCCCUUGCUGCUGUUAGUAAGAAGUGCAACUUUUUGUUGCUUUUUUGUGAUGGGGGAUUUGCUUUGAUUUUUUUUAAAGUUUCAAGACUAACUUAUUGUAUCCAUCUUAAAAAAAUGCUUUGCUUGGACAAACUCUUACUACCAUAGCACAUACUGAGAAUUGUUUUUGAAAGAUGACUUUUCUGUCCUCCUAAGCCUGGCAACAUUGGUGCACUGGCUUACUUUGGAGGUGAUAAAGGUGUUUUAAAAUCCUGUUCCAUAAGCUGAAAUUAAAUGGAGUCAUUCCAAUGGG
This is a messenger RNA of Varanus komodoensis (Komodo dragon), 2788 nucleotides long. RefSeq names its product ectonucleoside triphosphate diphosphohydrolase 6 (gene ENTPD6). Lineage: Eukaryota; Metazoa; Chordata; Lepidosauria; Squamata; Varanidae. The record is from RefSeq and is a predicted model, not a curated record. Bases 639 to 2063 code for a protein of 474 amino acids. Gene Ontology annotation, biological process: nucleoside diphosphate catabolic process. Gene Ontology annotation, cellular component: Golgi apparatus; membrane. Gene Ontology annotation, molecular function: UDP phosphatase activity; GDP phosphatase activity. The transcript is spliced from 14 exons.